AUGGAGAAAGACUACGAUGAGCCCGAAUUCGCUCCUAUAACGGAGCGGAUUGCCACCGUUCUAGAAGAACGAGAACAACAAACCCUUACACGCAUUGCAUCGAGCAAAUUGGGUCAACAACUUUCCAAAUCAGCAAGCCGCAAAGAUGGGAUUCCCCCGCAUCUCGAUCCCACCAACCCACUAUUCGAUCACCGCCAAUGGGCACAGAUGAUAUUGGACCAGGUCAAUGAUGCAGGCAUUGAGCUCCCACACCAAGGCGUCGUGUUUUCGAAUCUAUGCGUGAGCGGCUCCGGCUCUGCUUUGCAGUAUCAAGAAACCCUCACUUCCAGCUUGACAGUUCCUUUCCGAGCUGCGGCAAGAGCUCUGACUGGUCGUGUUUCGCCACCCAGACAAAUCCUUCACAGCUUUGAUGGCCUUCUACAAGGUGGUGAGUUACUCCUGGUUCUUGGUCGACCAGGGAGUGGAUGUACUACAUUUAUGAAGACCAUCACCGGCCACCUCGGUGGCCUAACUUUGGAACCCGGGAGUACACUCCAUUACGAAGGAGUCGGGUUCGACCACAUGAUUAAACACCACAGAGGUGAAGUCGCAUACAACAAAGAGGUCGACCUGCAUUUCCCCCACUUGACUGUAGGCCAGACUCUCGAGUUUGCUGCCCAUGCUCGUGCACCACACCAGCGUCUGGAGGGCGUGACACGCAACGAGUAUGUCAAGACCAUUACACAGGUCGUCCUCUCUGUCUUUGGCUUGUCUCAUACCUACAACACCAAAGUGGGCAGUGAGUUUGUGCGCGGUGUCAGUGGCGGCGAGAGAAAGCGAGUCAGUAUUGCUGAGAUGUUUUUGGCCCGCUGUCGCAUCGGAGCAUGGGACAACAGCACCCGUGGUCUUGAUGCUGCAUCCGCUCUCAAAUUUGUCAAGUCACUGCGUCUUUCUGCUGACAUGGGCUCAUCGUGCCAUGCCAUUGCAGCCUAUCAGGCAUCGCAGUCUAUGUAUGAUCUCUUCGACAAGGUUGUCCUACUAUAUGAAGGAUACCAGAUCUACUACGGAUCCAGGGAGCGUGCAGUUGGCUACUUCCAAGAUAUGGGCUGGGAACGACCCGAACGUCAAGUUAGUGGUGACUUCCUAACUGCCAUCACCAACCCAGCAGAGCGCAGGGCACUGCCUGGCAUGGAGGGCAAGGUGCCUCGCACUGCGAAGGAAUUCUCCGAGCACUGGAGAAGGAGUCCUGAGUAUCAAAUGCUUCAAAAAGAUAUCUCCAAUUUCGAGAGUCAACAUCCACCGAACGGAAGUGAUGCUAAAAGACUCCAAGACAGCCACCAAGAACAGCAGGCUCGCCAUACCCGCGCUCGCAGUCCCUAUCUCCUCUCCAUCCCCAUGCAAGUGCGGCUUUGCAUGCACAGAGCUUACCAGCGAAUGCUUCAAGAUCUGCCGACAGCCAUCUCACCGGUUAUUGUGCAGAUUGUUCUCUCUCUCAUUAUUGGAUCCAUUUUCUACCAGACCCCUGACACCUCCAGUUACUUUUUCCAGAAGGGUGCAGUGAUGUACUUUGCUGUGCUCAUGAAUGCUCUUCUCACGAUCAACGAAAUCCUUCAGCUUUAUGCCCAACGCCCCGUGGUUGAGAAACAAGCGGGCUAUGCAUUCGUCCACCCAUUCACCGAAGCAUUAGCCAGUCUCGUCGUCGACUUACCGAUCAAACUAGUACGAAUCUCUAUUUUCACGAUCGUACUCUAUUUCAUGGCCAAUCUACGUCGCGAACCAGGAGCUUUCUUCAUUCAUUACCUCUUCCUACUCACCGCAGUCCUCUCCAUGUCUGGCCUCUUCCGCAGUGUUGGUGCAUUGACCAAGACCGUUGGACAGGCGAUGGCAAUUGCUGGUGUACUUGUGCUUUGUAUUGUUGUCUACACUGGAUUUACUUUGCCACAGCCAUACAUGCACCCAUGGCUUUCUUGGAUUCGGUGGAUCAACCCCAUCUACUAUACCUUCGAAUCUCUUGUUGCCAACGAAUUUCAUGGCCGAACUUUUGACUGCUCCGCAUUCAUCCCAAGCUAUGGAACAGGCACCUCGUUCAUUUGCUCUACUGUCGGUGCAGUGGCUGGCCAGCGGACUGUGUCUGGGGACGAUUUCAUGGAGAAGAACUAUCAGUAUCACUACUCACACUUGUGGCGCAACUAUGGAAUUCUCAUCGCCUUUCUUAUCGCUCUCAAUACCCUUUACCUGGUUGCCACCGAGUACAUCUCCAAUGACAAGUCCAAGGCGGAAGCAUUGGUCUUCCGCCCUGGACAUGCCCCCGAGUAUCUUCAGAAGGGUCACAGCAUCGAGCUUGGAGAAGAAGAAGUCAACAAACUUGAGUUGCAGGCUACCAACGACACUAUUGGACUUCCGGAGCAAAAUGACAUCCUGUCAUGGAACGCACUCAACUAUGACAUCCCCGUGAAAGAGGGUACCCGAAGACUGUUGGACAACGUCAAUGGCUGGGUCAAGCCUGGCAGCCUCACCGCAUUGAUGGGUGUUUCCGGUGCUGGAAAGACAACUCUUCUGGAUGUGCUGGCCCAAAGAGUCUCCAUCGGUGUCGUCUCCGGUGAUAUCUUCGUGAACGGCAAGGACCUUGCAGCAAACUUCCCCCGUCGAACUGGAUACGUGCAACAGCAAGAUCUACACUUGGACAGCACUACAGUCAGAGAGGCUUUGCGUUUCAGUGCCAUGCUUCGGCAGCCCAAAAAGGUAUCAAAGCAAGAAAAGUAUGACUACGUGGAGCAGGUUAUCAAGGUUCUUGGAAUGGAAGAUUUCGCUGAGGCCGUGGUGGGAAGCCUCGGAGAAGGACUGAACGUCGAGCAAAGGAAGUUGCUCAGCAUCGGUGUUGAACUCGCGGCGAAACCCACUCUCCUCAUUUUCCUGGACGAACCUACCAGUGGCCUGGACUCCCAGAGUUCUUGGACUAUCUGUCAAUUCCUCCGAAGAUUGGCAGACCACGGCCAGGCUGUUCUUGCCACAAUCCAUCAACCUAGCUCCCAGUUGUUCCAAACUUUUAACCGUUUGCUCUUCCUCGCCAAGGGCGGAAAGACCGUGUAUUUCGGAGACAUCGGAGCUGGGUCUUCAAAGCUUCUGAAAUACUUCGAGCACAAUGGCGCUCGUCCCUGUGCCCCACUCGAGAACCCUGCUGAAUACAUGCUUGAGAUGGUCGCUGGCGAUUCGUCCUCGGUUGACUGGGUCGAUGCUUGGAACAAAAGUCCCGAAUGUCAAGAGGUGCAGGCCGAAGUGGAAAGGCUUCAUUCCCGCAAGGUAUCUGUGCACCAAUCAGCCCUCGAAGAACUGGAUGACGACAACGCCGAGUUUGCCAUGCCACUACACAGCCAGCUGUACUACGUACUUGGUCGUGUUUUCCAGCAAUACUACCGCCAGCCAGAAUACAUCUACGCCAAAUUCAUUCUCGGUAUUGUUUCUGGUCUCUUCAUCGGCUUCUCUUUUUGGAAGUCAGAUAGUACCCAGCAAGGCUUCCAAAAUGUGCUUUUUAGUGUUUUCCUCCUGUGUACGAUCUUCAACACUCUGGUUAACCAAAUCAUGCCGAAGUUCGUUGUCCAGCGCUCUCUGUACGAAGUUCGCGAACGUCCAUCCCGCAUUUACUCCUGGAAAGUCUUCAUUCUCUCCCAGAUGCUUGUCGAGAUUCCUUUCCAAGUUUGUCUCGGUGUCUGCGCUUGGGCCUGCUUCUAUUGGUCUGUCAUUGGGCCUGAGCAAGACGGCGAGCGCCGCGCUUUGAUCAUGCUCUUCAUCGUUCAGUUCUACAUCUACGCCGCAAGUAUGGCACAGCUGGUGGUCUGCGCGAUUCCAGAACCUACCGUGGCAGCCAUGCUCGCUACCCUGAUGUUCGGUCUCUCCUUCAUCUUCAACGGUGUGAUGCAGCCGCCCGAUGAUCUCCCUCGCUUCUGGAUCUUCAUGUACCGAGUCUCGCCGUUCACAUACUACAUCGGUGGAAUCGGCGCUACUGCGCUCCACAAUCGUGAGGUGGAGUGCAAUGCGGCUGAGAUGAGUGUAUUUGAUCCACCAUCCGGUCAGACCUGUGGCCAGUACAUGGGAAAAUACCUUGAGACGGCGGCAGGAAAGCUUUCGAAUUGGAAUGCUACCUCAAGCUGUGAGUACUGCUCUAUCAGCUCUGCAGAUCAAUAUCUCGCUGCUCGCAAGAUCUACUGGGAGGACCGCUGGAGGAACUAUGGUAUCUUCUGGUGUUAUUUUGUUUUUAAUAUCUUCGCUGCUAUCACACUCUACUACCUGUUCCGGGUGCGCAGCUCCAAGGCCAAGACCAAGAAGGCUUGA
Molecule: messenger RNA, 4308 nt
Organism: Penicillium soppii
Lineage: Eukaryota; Fungi; Ascomycota; Eurotiomycetes; Eurotiales; Aspergillaceae
Product: CDR ABC transporter
Exons: 1
Coding region: 1-4308 (1435 amino acids)
Biological process (GO): transmembrane transport
Cellular component (GO): membrane
Molecular function (GO): ATP hydrolysis activity; ABC-type transporter activity; ATP binding
Source: RefSeq, a predicted model, not a curated record